This is a messenger RNA of Annulohypoxylon maeteangense, 2203 nucleotides long. Its product is annotated as alkaline phosphatase-like protein. Gene Ontology annotation, molecular function: alkaline phosphatase activity. Bases 141 to 2147 code for a protein of 668 amino acids. The record is from RefSeq and is a predicted model, not a curated record. NCBI's taxonomy places the organism in Eukaryota, Fungi, Ascomycota, Sordariomycetes, Xylariales, Hypoxylaceae. The transcript has 5 exons. Gene Ontology annotation, biological process: dephosphorylation.
UGUAGCUACUCUGCGCGCCGGUCUUGGCUCGCGCCGGGUAUAUAACGCCAUAGAAAUCCCUACGCCUCCGCCACGAGACAUCCGGGUCCUCGUGUCUUCAUCGCGCCGACGACGUUCUCUCACUCGAGCGUUCCUACAUCAUGGGCAGACUCACCACCCUCGCCGCCGUAGCGGCUUCCCUGUCCGCGGCCGCCGCCCAGACCUUCCAGCGACUUGGCGCCUGUCCGGACCUCGGCUGCGUCCUGCCGCCCGACCAGUCGGACUUCCUCCCCGGCCAGUACUUCGACCUGCGCCUCGAGGUCCACGCCCCGGUCAACGGCUCCGAGGCGUUCAACGGCGGCGUUCCCGACGACAAGUUCUCCGUCACGAUCGCGAAGGAGGGCGGCGAAGCGAAGGGCGUCGCGGAGUUUUUCGCGAUCGAUGAGCCAAAACUGGAGACCUGGGAUUUUAAGUGGUAUGAGGAUCUGUUUGCUCAGGACGCCGGGACGCCGUCCGUGGUUAAUGUCGCGUCGAGGAUUUAUCGGAAGAUUGCACUUUAUGAACCCGGGAAUUACGCUGUUACUUUGACGUAUUAUGAUGGGCAGACGACGACGGCGAAUUGGGUUGUGCGCCCCUUAGCUACGAAGAAGAAGGCUAAGAAUGUGAUUCUGUUUAUUGGUGAUGGUAUGACCACGAAUAUGAUCACUGCUGCUCGUCUUCUUGGUCACAAGAGCAUCAAUGGAAAGUACCAGUCUCUGCUGCAGAUGGAUCAGUUCCCUAUUUUGGGACACCAAAUGACCCAUUCCAUUGAUAGCUUCAUCACCGACAGUGCCAACUCGGCAUCGGCCCUCUACACUGGACACAAGAGCACGGUCAAUGCUAUGGGUGUCUACGUUGAUUCAUCUCCCAAUUUCUUCGAUGACCCCAAGGUUGAGACCCUUGUCGAAAUAUUGAAGCGCACUUGGGAUUCUGCCUGGGGCGCCGUCUCAACAGCAGCCAUUUCGGAUGCUACUCCCAUUGCUCUUACUGGCCACAGCCGUUCCCGCUAUGCCUAUGGCUCUCUCGUUGACCAGGGACUAAACUCAGUCACCAAUUACUCUUGGACCAACCAUGGCGGUCCCGAUGUCUGGUUUGGUGGCGGUGCUGAGCAAUUCAACCCCGGAUCUGGUAGUUAUGAAGGCAAGGACUACUACGAGGCCUUUGCGAAUGCCGGGUACGACAUUAGCUUAAACAAAACCUCUCUCCUCGAGCUCGGCAACAGCAGCAAGGCCCUCGGCAUCUUCUGCCAGUCUCACUUCCCCGUCUGGCUCGACCGCAACGUGUUCACAGAUAACCUAAACACGUUCAAGAACGACCCUCACGGCACCACGAGCCCUGCCCUCGAUCUUCCCGGACUCAAGGAGAUGACGCUAAAGGCGAUCGACAUCCUUCACACGCGCGGCGGUGACAAGGGUUUCUUCUUAAUGUCCGAGGGCGCGUCAAUUGACAAACAGAUGCACGCAUUAGACUACGACCGCGCGCUCGGCGAUCUUCUCGAGCUUGAUGACACAGUGCGCGCCACAGUCGCGCACCUCAAGGCCAUCGGGGAGCUCGAAUCCACCCUCAUCCUCGUAACAGCAGACCACGGCCACGGCUUUGACGUCUACGGCGGCGUCGAUACACAGUACCUUUCCUCGAAGCCAAGCGACCGCGAAAAGCGCCGCGCCGUCGGCACCUACGAGAUGUCGGGUCUAUCGCAGUACACCGUGCCCGUGGACGGCGUGUCAUACGGCACUGGACCAAACUUCCCGGUGAACUGGGACCCGCGGUACACGUUAGCGCAGGGGUUCAGCGCAAACCCGGACCGCAGGGAGAACUUCAAAGUCCACAAGUCCCCGCGCAAAGUCGUAAGCAGCACCCCCGGGUUCGCCAAGAGCGACAUGUUCGUCGACGCGAAGGAUAGCCCCGACGGGUUCGUCGUCAACGGCACGUUGUCCGUUACGGAGUCUUCGGGCGUUCACUCGUUGACUGAUGUCGCGGUCUUCGCUAUGGGCCCGUGCCAGGAGAUGUUUUCGGGGGUGUAUGGGAAUGUGGAUGUGUUUUAUAAGAUGGCGAGUUGCUUGGGUUUGGCGAGGCCGGAUGGUAAGACCCCUGCGGAUCCGGAGAGUGGGUGUGGUUCGAAGCAUUGAGUUAGGGGUGGUUGUGAUAAUGAUGGGCUUUUUUACGUACGGGGUUAGGGAGGUAA